This is a messenger RNA of Pogona vitticeps (central bearded dragon), 4892 nucleotides long. It is a transcript of the gene STK17A, whose product is annotated as serine/threonine kinase 17a. The record is from RefSeq and is a predicted model, not a curated record. NCBI's taxonomy places the organism in Eukaryota, Metazoa, Chordata, Lepidosauria, Squamata, Agamidae. Gene Ontology annotation, biological process: positive regulation of apoptotic process; intracellular signal transduction; protein phosphorylation. Gene Ontology annotation, molecular function: protein serine/threonine kinase activity; ATP binding. Gene Ontology annotation, cellular component: nucleus.
UGCACCCGUGAAUGUGGCGGGACAGAGAGAAAGGCCUCUCUGGAUUAUCUUAACACAGCAGGAUCAUAAAGAGAGAUGCAGCUCUUGAGAUAGCUUUGGCCCAAGGUGUUUAGGGCUUUGUUGGUUAGAACCAACACCUUGAAUUCAGCUUCGAAACAGAUCGGCAGCCAGUGGAACGGCUGUAACAGGGGGGUGGUCCCAGUUAGCAAUCUGGCUACUGUAUUUUAAACCUGCUGAAGAUUCCUAACACUUUUCCAGAGGCAGUCCCAUGAAGAGUGCAUUACUGUAAUCCAGUUGGGAUGUAACUAAGGCAUGUGUCAUGACCAGACCAGACCUCUCCAAGAACGGCACAGCCGGUGCACUAGUUUUAAUCAUGAAAAUGCACCCCUGUAUUUUCCAACACUGUGUAACCUCAUCCAGCAGAAGCUGAAUCCCUUUUCCUUGAUCUGCCUUUUCAACUGACCAGGAGCACCUCUGUCUUGUCUGGAUUCAGUUUCCGUUUAUCCAUCCUCAUCCGAGUUGCAUCCAGUCACUUCUAUUAUCCCAUGCCUGUUCAGCAUGCCAAAUCCUCCUUUGCCUAAUUUUGGGUUGUCCACUACAAUUUUGCUUCCUGAAACAGACACAGGUCCAGGUUCCAGCUAUUGCGCACACUGUCCAGGCCCCAACCAAGUUAUUCUGGCAGUUGAAACAGAAAGUCCCACAGACAGUUCUCCACUUUCUUGCUAGAAAAAUGAUAGUAAUAAUAACAUAACUAGCCGUUUGCUUGUUAGUGUUUUUUAGCUUUUUUUUAAGUGUUUGCUGCUUCUCUACACGACUGCCUCCGCUAUAACACUCAGAGCCCUGACUACCCUAUCUCAUUGUUUCCAGUGGGCAGAGCCCUAUUGGCUAUCGAGGCCUAAAGUCCACACGCUAGUCGCCGCUGGAACAGAUUCAACAGGUCUGCUGUGGGAUGGAGUUAACAAACAGACGCGGGUCUUUCAAGCUCCGCACGUAGAAAUGCUUCCGUCCCCCAAGCCGUAUGCUGAGAGCUCAGCCAGCAGGUGGCGCUGCUCAACCGCCAGGGCGGAGCUCUCGGCUCCUCGGGGCGGCGGCGACGUCUUGCGCCCGGCUGCCUUAUCCAAACCCAGGUAAGGCGGCUGAGUUGUGAGGAGACCUCGCACGAGGCUCCAGCGGGGAGGGGCCCGGCGGGGAGGCGUGGCCGCCGCCGCCUCUCGCUCCUCUCCAGCUGCCAGUCGGAAGAACGCACCGGGCGGCUCCUUUUACAGCGCUGCCGCCGCCGCCGCCCUCCGUUCCCUGCUGCUGGGUAGAAGAAGCGCCGUGCCGCGACCGGCGCCUGGCACGAGGGUGAGGGGCUUAGUUCUCCUUCGCUGCCGCUCCCUUUUGCCUCAGAAGGGGAGGAGAGGGAAGGAGGGAGGGAAGCAGAAGAGGCAUUCCGGCCGCUCUCGACUCCUCUCAACAUGAGUCCGGAGGAGAAGCCGCCGCCGCCGCCGCCACGGACGACCCAUUUCCGGGGCAGCCGGGAGCCCCAGCGGCUGCGGCGCGGAGGACUCUUGACGGAGUUUCGGACACCUCUCCUCACCGAGCCCUUCCAGGAGCGCUACAGCCUCAGCCCCGGCGGGGAACUCGGCAGGGGGAAAUUUGCAGUAGUAAAGAAAUGUGUUAAUAAAGAAUCUGAAAAAGAAUUUGCAGCAAAAUUCAUGAGAAAAAGACGAAAAGGCCAAGAUUGCCGCCUGGAGAUUGUUCAUGAGAUUGCAGUUCUGGAACUUGCACAAUGCAGUGAUUGGGUUAUCAGUUUGCAUGAAGUAUACGAAACAUCAACAGAAAUGAUUUUGGUAUUAGAAUAUGCUGCUGGAGGGGAAAUCUUUGACCAGUGUGUUGCUGAAAGAGAAGAUGCCUUCAAAGAAAAAGAUGUUAAGCGUCUUAUGAGACAGAUCUUAGAAGGCGUUUCAUUUUUACAUCAAAAUAAUGUUGUUCAUCUUGACUUGAAGCCCCAAAAUAUUCUGCUAACAAAUGAAUCUCCAUUGGGAGACAUUAGGAUAGUUGACUUUGGCCUUUCAAGAGUGAUGAUGAAUAGUGAAGAACUAAGAGAAAUCAUGGGAACACCUGAGUAUGUGGCUCCAGAAAUCCUGAGUUAUGAUCCAAUCAGUACAGCAACAGAUAUGUGGAGCAUUGGAGUACUAGCAUAUGUCAUGCUAACAGGAGUAUCGCCUUUCUUGGGAAAUGGUAAACAGGAAACCUUUUUAAAUAUAUCUCAGAUGAACAUAAAUUAUUCUGAGGAUUUUGACCUUGUAUCCGAAUCUGCUGUGGACUUCAUCAAAACUCUUCUGGUUAAAAAACCCGAGGAACGGGCAACUGCAGAAGAAUGCCUGCAACAUUCUUGGCUAGCACAAACUUAUGUUCCAGAUACAAUGUUCUGGAAUAAGAAUACAGAAAAAGAAUCAGAGGUUGUUAUUAUAAAUGAAGAUGCUACUUUUGAAAAUUCUGCAGAUGGAGAGAAAAAAGAAGAAACAGUAAUGACAGAAGAGUUGAUCGUAGUAGCUUCAUAUACACUAGGUCAAUGCAGGCAGUCAGAAAAAGAGAAGAAUAUUGAACCCAAACCCAUUUCGAUACGGUUUAAAUUUGAGGAACCAUUAUUGCAAGAAAUACCUGGAGAAUUUAUUUACUGAGUUUUUUUCUGUUCUAGAGACUUUAAAAGUGAUGUGGAUACUGGUUCUUUUGUCCUCAGACCAGUUUAUAUACAGCCAAAUAACAUGCACAUACAAAAACUUUCUACAUAAAGAAACUCUUUAAAAGUCAACUAGGAAACAAUGCCAAACUUCUUUAUUUUUAUGGAAUUGAUAUACAGAGGAGAGCACAAAGAAGUUCAUUUUUUCCAUCUGCUGAUACUGUGCUUUUUAAAUAGUUAUUUGUGUAAAAGUGAUGGAUACUUCAGUUGACUGGACAAGCUGAUAGGUGUGCUUUUUCACCAAGUGCAGCAAAAAAUACGAAGAGCAAUUAAUAUUUGAGCACCUUACAUGUAUUAAGGUAUAUUUGUCUUGUUCCAUUCUGUUUUAAUCCUGAUGAAAUGGGUGAACUUGUCCCCCUUUGACUUGUCAUAGUCUAGUUUUUGAAUUUAAGUCAAGAUUCAAAUAACUUAAUAAUUUGAAGUUGGAGGGAGGAAGGAAAGCCUCUAAUUGCCAUUUUACCUCAGACUGCAUUGACUGGGUUCUCCCAGUUCUUUUGCUACAUCAUGACCAUUGUAAUGGUGUAAAGAGGUUCUGCCUGUACGCUCAGAACGAUCAAAUGAUUGCUGCAUAUCAGCAGGCAGAGAGGGUGACAUAUUUAGAAUAUGCAUAUGUCUUGCUGCCCAGUCUAAAUGCCUGUCAUUUUCUACCCAGAUGAAAAGUGAAGCUUUCUAUACUCGUUCAAUUAAAAUAUGCUGUUUGUUUCUCGUGUGCAUGAAAUGUUGCCUCUUGGUUAAUUGUUCUUUCACCAGGAGUAGGCAGUAUUUUGUCUUGAAACUAUUCUACUGAAUUUGGUUUUUCACAUGCAGUGAAAUUAUUGUUUCUGCUGUUUAACAUUUUCCAGAGCUGGCUCUUCUACUUAAGAGUCAUCUCUAGCUUUGUAAUGGAAUGUGCAUGUGCUAGUCUGCAGUAGACAGAUUGGAGGGGGGUAGAAUUAAUCUGACUAUAAAGGGCACAAAGUUGCUUUAGUUUAUGAAGAACACAUGGAAGCCUAGUGACCUUUACAAUGUGUGCUGCACAGCAUAUAUUAAUUUUGUCUCUUGUCAGUUCAUUUGUUUGCCAUUAGCAGAAAUUGCACUGAAUUUCCAAAACAGCUUAUCAGUGAAUCUGGUUUCCACUGAUUUAAGUGACUUAUUUGGAAAUGACUUUUUUUUUGAAAAGCUGAGAUAUAAUCUUAGCAGAUUUCUAGAUCCAAACAGAGCAACAUGUUAUUCAAAUGUUGUAAAUGAUUUCUAUGAUUAAAAAUCUGUUUGGAGCACUAAGAAAUGUAAAAGUGUAUCUAGCACAAAGAUAACAUACUGGUUUUAUGAGUAGCAGCAAUAACCUGUAAAAGGACCCAUACUUUUUUUGAGGAUCUACAGUACUUUCUAUUGUUACUCCCAGAGGUUUACUUUUUUUGUAUUAUCUUACGAAGGCUGUACUCAAGUUCAGCUUGUUUGUGUCACAGUUCAUGUCAGAUGCAUAAAACAUUCACUCUUUGACAAUGAAGUGGUGUUUGUUCCUUUGUCCAAACAGACCUUUUGGUGGUACAACAAAGGUAAAUUCAUGUUUGCCUUUGUUGUACCUCAUAUUGGUGAGGUAAUCAAGUUGUGAUUAUGCAGAAAUCUUUAAAUUAAUUAUACAGUGUGUGACCUAGCAAAUGUACACUUGGAUUCCUCUUCCAAUGUGAGUGCAGAUUUGAAGCUGUAAGGAAGAGAAUGCAUCCUAUUACAUCUUCGUUUGAAUUGUUCAAUAAUAAAACUUCAUAAACAGUUUAAUAAUUUUAACGUACUUCUAACAAAGCCAGCUUCUUUUCAAGUUGGCUGCUUAGAAACUUCUUUAUAUUCUAUAGAGUAAUAAUUUGCUGUGCCUUAAGAUAAGUUUUGUACAGUAAUAAAACCACUUCAAAUAUGUAUAAAUGCUACAGAGGUAUAAUGUAAGUUAUAAAUAAAAGUUAAGUUCAUCUGUAAUGGAAGAAAAUCGUAUAUAUAAGGACAUCAGCUAAUUCCAUAAAUGGAAUUUAUGCCACUCUACCAUACUCUGGAAGCAUGAAGUUGUGAUCUAAAGCUAUAAAAUGAAAUCUAUAUAUUGAAGGUUUUCUUGCAAUGAAUUGUUACUGAAUAAUAAACAGUGUUAUUCCAAGGUACAAACUGGAAAUCCUACAGCAGAAAAAUAAACAUUCUCUCCAGA